GAAACUGACAUCCUUAUGUUCUCUAAAGACACAGAUUCUUAUAUGAUUGGCCUUCCUCACAUAUCUUCUUUGAAAAAGAACGUUUUUAUAAAUAUCGGUGGCUCAAAAUCAAUCAGUGAAGUUUACAUCUCAGUUAAUAAUUUAUAUAAAAACAUUUUCAGAGACUAUUCAGUUCAAACCUUGGAAUCAUCCUCCCUGGGGAAAGUGAUUCAAACUGUUUUUAUAUCUAGUGGUUGUGACUAUGUUAGUUCAUUUAAAGGUUUUUCAAAAUCCUUUGUUUUUGAAACAUUCUUUAAAUAUUGUGAAUUCAUUUCUGGUAAAGAUUCCAUUCAACUGAAUCUGGGCUCCUUGUCUGACACCUCAGUUGAACAUUUUGAACUCGGAUUCCUUUCAUUUUUACGACUCAUUGGAUGUCUCUUUUUCACAAGAUGCAAAUCUUCAUUCUAUGAGUUUAUUUUCGAUGAACACCCUGUGUCUUUGUUUAAUUAUUUCUGUAAACCACAUUUUGCACCUUUUGAUAACCACAUUAUUUGGCUUGAUUCGAUAAGAGAAAAAAAUUCUGUUCGAGAUUUUAGGGAAAGAUGGCUACCAACGGUAGAUGCGCUUAAGUUACAUUGGAAACGUUCUUGUUGGGUUUCGCAAGUUUGGUUUCAAUGUUUAAACUCAACAGUAGUUUAUCCUAAUUUAGAUGAUUGGGGUUGGUCAGUUAGUGAAGGAGUUAUUUCUGUUAUUUGGGACUCCGACAAAAACAUGAGAGAAGUAGAUGAGAAUAUCAUUUUUCUUUUGAAAGGUUGUUCUUGCAAGAAAGAGCCAUUUUGUUCAAGGAGCUGUGGAUGCAAGAACAGACCAGGUGGAUGUGGACCUACUUGCCUCUGCAAGGGUGGUUUAAACUGUAAAAACCCAGUCAAUCUAAAUAAAAUAAAGGAAGCCAGUGAAAAAAUUAAUGAAUCCCCUCAAAAUAAUGACGAAAAUUCUACAGAUCAUGAAAAUAGUGAACUCAAUGAUAUUCUUUCUAUAGAUGAUUUUGGGUUCAAUACAGACGACGAUUCAUCAUCAGAUGAUGAAAAUGAUUUUAAUGAUAUCCUUUAAUGCACUUUAACAGUUAAAUGUCCUCGGAUUUUAGCAACUAAUAGAAAUGUAUAGAAAAAGCAUGACAUUUUGAUUUGUAUAGAAUUGAGAAUAUGUCGACCAUAAAGAUUAUGUAUAAUUCAUUACAAUUAUCAUAAUAAUUCAGUAUAUUUCAGCAUUUAAUUUUUACAUAUUAACUUAUCCACCUCCACUAAGUGCAGGCUGGAUAUUGAUCAUAUUCAUUAUUUUAAUCCAUCUCCUUAUAAGUGAUUGGAUUAUGUUUAGUAUAUGUCUGUUCUUCUCUUGAAAGCCCAUGGUGCAACUAAUAGGUCUUUCUGAAGUAUAUUAUUAAUUCUCAACUCAGCUACUGUAAAGUCUCCUCAUCUCAGUAACUGUUGAUUCUCCUUACCUUAGCAACUGUUAAUUCUCCUUAACUGAGCCACUGUUAGUUCUGCUUAACUCAGCCACUGUUAAGUGUCCUCAACUCAGAUUACUUUAAAACUAUCAAAAACCAGGGAAUUUUCUCUACUUAGUGGAUUUUAAAUAUUUUUUUUCAAUUCAAAAACUGCACCUGGGUACUGUCUUAACCUUAAAUGGAAGAAAAUCCAGCAUAAUAUCUGAAGUUUUGAAGUGAAUUUAUAAUUUCAAUCCAUCUCCACAUAGUGGAAGUUGUAUUCACCAGUCUUUUCAACAUUUUUGUACAAGCAGUUAGGCAGGCCUCGGAUAUAGACCACCUGUAGCUGCUUUUUCCCCUUUCAAAGUAGUUAGGCAGGCCUCGGAUAUAGACCACCUGUAGCUGCUUUUCCCCCUUUUAGCAGUUAGGCAGGCCUCGGAUAUAGACCACCUGUAGCUGUUUUUUCCCUUUUUCAAGCAGUUAGGCAGGCCUCGGAUAUAGACCACCUGUAGCUGUUUUUCCCUUUUUAUGCAGUUAGGCAGGCCUCGGAUAUAGACCACCUGUAGCUGCUUUUGUAUUUACUUUUUAAUUGUAAAUUUUUAAUCCAGCCCCACAUAUGUGGUGGUUGGAUUUAUUCUUAAUGCAACCCCAUUGAUGUGGUGGUUGGAUUAUUUUCAACGAAUUGCUAACAAGUCUCUAAUUCUACAUUUCCUAUCUUGACAUGGUACAAUGUGUUUAAUAAGUAAACUGCAGAUUUGGUCCAUAUAAGUUACCUUAAUCUAAUGUCUGAUAAUAUCUGAUAGUUUUGGUUUGAUCAGGCACAGAGUUCCAAUUAACAUUACAGUUUAUAUGACAUGUUCCAAGUAGCAACCUUGCCUCUGCAUAAACACUUGAAUUCUGCAGUAGAAAUGGUCAGUCACAUGACUUACUAUCCACUUUUAUCUCCUUCAUUGUUCUUUCAAUUUCCUUCUUCAGAUCAGUUUUUUAUCUUGAUAGGUAUUUCCUUUCAAAACCUCCCUCACAGAAGAAUAGUCUUACCAUUUAGGAUGUAAUUCAAAAAUCACACCCAAAUGAACACCCUGCAAACAAAUGAUAAAUACCCUCC
Molecule: messenger RNA, 2567 nt
Organism: Owenia fusiformis
Lineage: Eukaryota; Metazoa; Annelida; Polychaeta; Sabellida; Oweniidae
Source: the annotation of a GenBank genome assembly